Messenger RNA from Ostrinia nubilalis (European corn borer), 2776 nucleotides. Its product is annotated as peroxisomal leader peptide-processing protease. The transcript is spliced from 12 exons. The coding region runs from base 244 to 1827 and encodes 527 amino acids. The record is from RefSeq and is a predicted model, not a curated record. Gene Ontology annotation, molecular function: serine-type endopeptidase activity. Gene Ontology annotation, biological process: regulation of fatty acid beta-oxidation; protein processing. Gene Ontology annotation, cellular component: peroxisome. Lineage: Eukaryota; Metazoa; Arthropoda; Insecta; Lepidoptera; Crambidae.
CAACCGUAGGAUACACACAGCUCAACAACAAGACAAUGAAGUAGCUAAACUAAACAAGUGAUAACUUUAGAAUGAGUUUAAUUAUUAAUAAAGUAUUUAUAUUACAAAAUGGUGUUGUGAGGAUUUGUGUUGUGAUUUUUGACUAAAAUUAAGUGAAGUGAUAGGCUAUCCACGUCAAUAGGAAAAAUUGAGACUGAUAUAACCUCAAACGUAGACAUAAACAAAUAAGACCAAAGAUAAAACAUGUCGGUCGAAGGCGUAAUGGUAUCUUACAACUACUCCGAAGACGAGGAGCACGCGAACAUUCUCACCGUCUCCGCGUCAGGCAUCAGGUUCUCCAAGCGUUGGGUCCUCACCCACGGGUCCAUCCUCUCGCCUCUACAGCAGGCCAGCAUCAUACAGAAGACCAAAGGGAAACCGAUACUGAAUGAGGAGUUCUACAACAACCUGCCAGAAAUCUACGUCACGUGUGAGAAGAGGACGAAUAGCAGUGGUCUGUACGGAGGAGUCGAGAGGCUGAGCAGAGAGAGGAACUUGGACAACGAUGUCGACUUCGAACACAGCAGUUAUAACAUGCGAGUGCUGACUGGCAGGAUAUGCCACGUCUGGCAGUGCCCUAUCCUGGACAGGUGCGUGGACGAAAUCCUGUACUCCUGGACCAUCGGCCACAGGGACGGGGACGUGGAGAAGCAGACGCAGCUUGGGAAAGCUCUGCUGUCAGUCUUCGUGCUGGUUGACCUCGAGAGCGAUGACAGAGCUCUGAAAACGCUAAGGCCUCUAUCAGAAUUGCUGGACAUGGUACGACCGCCGCCUGAGAGGGGGUCUUCGGUAGAGGUCCACUCUACACCUUUCGGUUGUGAGGUAUUUCUAAACGCGGUAACGAGAGGCUCCAUCUGUGGUAUUGUGGGUAAGAAGCCUUCGCUUCUGCUCACCGACGCGGGAACAGCGCUGGGCUCUGAAGGCGGGCCUAUCUUUACUGAAGGGCCUACCAAAGAGCUGAUCGGCUGCAUAGUGUGCAGCGUAUCAUGGUGGCGAGGGGAGUGGGUAGGGCUGACACUGGCCGCGCCGCUGGUGUCCGUGCUGUCUGCCAAGCUGAGGGUCCCGCCGCCGAAGGUCAUGAGGGCACUGCCCUCGCAUCCACACGCUGAGAUACUUGAGCGUAUCGACAGCACGACCGUCCUGGUGAGGUGCGGCGGGGAGUGGGGCGCGGGGGUGUACGUGGGCUCCGGGUUCGUCCUCACGUGCGCACACGUCGUUAAGAAAUACGCAAGUAACAAAGUGUCCCUCUACUGCCGCGGCGUAAAGGAGACAGCAAUAGUCCGGUACAAGACGACGGACGACAAGGCUUAUGACCUGGCGCUGCUCUACACCAACCCACAGCAUUGGGGCCACCUCACACCAGCUGUGUUUGCUGAUGAUGCUGUAGAAAAAGGAGAGUCGGUGCUCGCAGCAGGCUACCCUUACUACAACGAGGGCAACCUCGACGACCUGAAGCCCACGGUGACGUCAGGCCACGUCAACAACGUGUCUCCUUCCAUGCUACAGACCUCGUGCUGCAUACAGUCUGGCUUCAGUGGGGGGCCCAUAUACCGGCUGACCAAGAGCAGGUCCCUGAUAGAGGUCCUCGGCAUCAUCGUCAGCAACACUAGGACACAGACAGGAGCCUGCUACCCAUACAUCAACAUGGCUGUACCAGCCAAAGCUUUCAAGAGUUUACUUCAUAACUUCUCCUUAGAUAAAGAUAUCUCCAAGCUGCGAGCGCUGGAUAACAAUAAAGAAAUAGUCCAGUCGCAAUGGAGGCUCCUGCCGUAUAGGUCAAAGAUCUAGCUCUUAAUCUUCUUCAUAAUAUAGAACAAAAUUGUUGAUACAUUUUAUCGACAGUGUGGGCCUUUAAGCUCCUGUCUGCGUAUAUUUAUGUCUGUCUACCUACACAUCAUUUGCGAGAGAAGACUCACGAAGACUGUAGUGCCAUUAUACAGGUUGUCCCAUAAUUAAGCAACUCAGCCUGACAAUGGAGCUAGUCGAACAAGCCUAGUACCUAUUUGGGAUUUUGCGACAACCUGUACGAGUAUAAUCGCGGCCAAGCGGUGUUUGGUAUUCUAUAUGCUUUAAAAUUGUAUAAAAAUAAGUGUGGCAUUGUUAAAUUAUACACGGAUAGCUUUUUAAAACUAAAUGUUUGGUGAUUUGUUUCUGUGAUGUUUGAAGGUAAAUAUGGGUAUUAUUCGGUCAUUAGAUGCAUACUGCAUCCAUGCAUUUGUUAAUUGGUUUAUGAAGUUUAAUUGGUUCCUAGUGCGAAUAUUGAUCAUGGAGACUUGACUCUGUGUGUGGAAAGCGCUAUACGGUGUGUGGUUUUAGAUUAGACAAUUAUUAUUUAAAUCGGCCGACUUGAAUAAUAGGUACAAGGCGUACUUUGGAAGUUUAGAGACUAGUUAAAUUCAAAAUUUUCAGUCACUUGCUGUAGUCACAAAUAAUUUUAAAUACAUACAUUCCUUUAAAAAAUGUGCUUGAUCUUCAAGUCAAUUUUAUUCAUCAUGACAAGAUGCUGGCAUCAAAACCUUAUUAACUAAUUAUAUGUUUAAGGCCACCUAUUACAACAAAUAUGCCACAUAAUUCAGCUUGAUGUGAGCCUCUGAAAGACACCAAAUGAACUGCAUUAGUUAGUGUUUAGUUAUCAUGGUUGUAUUUAUGUAGUCAAAGAUGGUUAUAAAUUAUGAAGACUGAAAAUUAUUAGUUAAAGCAAUGUUUUUAACAGAAAAUAUAAAAUAUAUUAAUAAUA